This is a messenger RNA of Pelobates cultripes (western spadefoot toad), 534 nucleotides long. The record is from the annotation of a GenBank genome assembly. NCBI's taxonomy places the organism in Eukaryota, Metazoa, Chordata, Amphibia, Anura, Pelobatidae.
AUGGCGUCCUGCGAUCCCCCCCCCCUUUGGACCGGCGGGGGUUAUCCCACCAAUGUUGUCUGCCGAGCCCAAGUGCAAACAGGGCCUGAGAGCACAAGUCGGAUGGAGCGCUCCAAAAUGGCGGACAGUGUGCAACUACAUGGGCAAAUGAAGAAUGACCCACCGAGUCCUGCAGGGACCAUCAAGUGGAAGUACUGGCUGGCAGCCCGCAAACCAGCAACCUACCCUCAGCUGCAACAAACACCGGCAAGUAGCUGUAUGUCGAAAGACAAAGAGCGGGAAUCGAGGGAAUUCUCCCCGGACGCCAGUAGUACACAUACCAUGCAACCUUAUCGUACAAGCACUCACAGACUGCGGACACCCAGAAGCUUCAACCUCGAACAUCUGCUCCAGAAGCGGCGGACCCGAAAGCACAGGAGGAAGCGCCAUACUGGGAUCCAUGCCAGCCCCUACGCGGCCUUCAAAAAAAGCACUCAACCUACGAGCCGCAGAAGCAGACCCCCAGGAGUGCCCACGGCUACGAGAGAAGCUUGA